AUGUCAACUCGUCAAUGUGCAGCCAUCGUGGUGGGCGCGGGCCCAGCCGGUGUGGCAGUCGUGGGGAACUUGUUAGAGCGCCAGUUAGGCACCAUCGCCUGGAUUGAUCCUAGUUUCGAAUCAGGCCGCGUUCACCGCAAAUAUCGCGAGGUUCCCAGUAAUACCAAGGUUGCACUGUUCCAGGCCUACGGCACCGCCCUGCAACCUUUCAGGACCGUAAUCGAGAAUACACCACAACCCAACGCCUUCACCACAAUGGCGAAGCUGGAUCAGGAGAAAACCUGCCACUUGCACUAUGCGGCAGAUAUGAUCUGUGGGCUUACAGAUGGCCUCAAGAAGAUGCAAGAUGUCUAUGCCUGCCAUGGAUUCGUCACAUCGGCCAAUCUGAGCAACGAUAGCUCGAAUACUGCUAAAUGGACUGUGCGCGUGAAACGCGACAGCUCUCCCGAUGAAGUCGAAAUUCAGUCCUCUCGCUUGAUCCUGUGCACCGGCUCGCACCCCACAAACAUCCCCGUUCCCGUCCCAGGGUUGGAUAUUGAGUCUUUAGAUCUUGAUACCGUUCUUAAGCCUUCGGAGCUUGCAGAGACACUCCCCACCCAAGAACCCACAUCAGUCGGCGUAGUCGGUGCCUCCCACAGUGCCAUUCUUGCUCUGCUCAACCUGCUCCAGCUCGCUCGCACUUCACACCCGCAACUACGGGUCAAAUGGUUCACCCGACACCCUCUUCGCUACGCUGAAUACAAGGAUGGCUGGAUCUUACGUGAUAACACCGGGCUGAAGGGUAUGGCGGCAGACUUUGCUCGUGCCGAGCUGGAAGAUGAUAAGCUUCCGACCUCACCUGCAGGCAAAAUCAUCACCAAGAUUGAUUGCUCCGGCGGCGAUGCCCGCGAAUCUGCUCAAUACCACGCCCAUCUCCCUGACUGCUCAUAUCUUGUUCACGCUGUUGGUUUCACUCGUGAUCCACUGCCACAGCUUAUCAAGGAUGGUGUACCGCUAUCUAUGGAGUUCGACCAUGAAACCGGUCGUUUCCAUGAACAGGGUGAUGGCCCCGUAAUCCCAGGACUAAUGGGUGCCGGGAUUGCUUUCCCUGAGCGUGUCAUUGAUCCUUAUGGUAAUGUUGAGUAUGCGGUGGGAUUCUUCAAGUUCAUGAAGUUCUUGAAGAGGGUGGUUCCAUCAUGGUAA
Messenger RNA from Penicillium malachiteum, 1182 nucleotides. RefSeq lists its product as uncharacterized. The record is from RefSeq and is a predicted model, not a curated record. Bases 1 to 1182 code for a protein of 393 amino acids. The transcript has 3 exons. NCBI's taxonomy places the organism in Eukaryota, Fungi, Ascomycota, Eurotiomycetes, Eurotiales, Aspergillaceae.